Orussus abietinus is the source of this 765-nucleotide messenger RNA. RefSeq names its product stress-activated protein kinase JNK-like. Gene Ontology annotation, biological process: JNK cascade; protein phosphorylation. Bases 200 to 730 code for a protein of 176 amino acids. Gene Ontology annotation, cellular component: cytoplasm; nucleus. NCBI's taxonomy places the organism in Eukaryota, Metazoa, Arthropoda, Insecta, Hymenoptera, Orussidae. Gene Ontology annotation, molecular function: ATP binding; JUN kinase activity. The transcript is spliced from 3 exons. The record is from RefSeq and is a predicted model, not a curated record.
UUUCAGACGAUUCCAGGUGGAAUCGGGCCAGAGUAACGUCUCGGCAGGAUCGUUGCUUCGUCCGAGAGAGGUCCUUCCCAGCAUCCUAGCCGCAGCCAAAGUGGCUAAGAGCGCAAGUCCCCGCAGAGUGCACCAGGAGUGCCCGGGGGUGCAGGGGGAGGCCCAGGUGCAGGUGCAGGAGCGGCGAGCACCGGGGCGCAUGCCUUACCUGGGGCCUGACAUGACAACCCGACUGUCAGCCAUGUUCUACACGGUCGAGGUCGGGGACACCAAGUUCACCAUCCUCAAGCGGUACCAGAACCUGAAGCCCAUCGGCUCCGGUGCCCAGGGGAUCGUCUGCGCGGCGUACGACACGGUCACGGCGCAGAAUGUGGCGAUCAAGAAGCUCUCCAGGCCCUUCCAGAACGUCACACACGCCAAAAGGGCGUAUCGGGAGUUCAAGCUGAUGAAGCUGGUCAAUCACAAGAACAUCAUCGGGCUCCUGAACGCGUUUACGCCCCAGAGGUCGCUCGACGAGUUCCAGGAUGUCUACCUGGUGAUGGAGCUGAUGGACGCGAACCUGUGCCAGGUCAUCCAGAUGGAUCUGGACCACGAGCGCAUGUCCUAUCUCCUCUACCAGAUGCUCUGCGGCAUCAAGCACCUCCACUCGGCCGGCAUCAUCCACAGGGUGAGGACUUCCUGGAUAAGCGGUAUCUGUCUUGGUCUUGCAAAAAGGAAAAAAAAAUGUUAAACUAGGAAAAGUGCGAGGUCAAGGUCUGGACUCGA